GUCGUCUGUGGAAUAUCAACAAACAGGGCAAUACUCUUCACACGGCAGAAAACAAAACGUUAAAGGAAUAUCGUUCACAGAACUAAUUUAACUGUCACUAAUAAUAGUAAUGGAAAAACAGAAAAAAAGUUGAAAUAAUCUAAGAGGUUAAAUGAUCUUCAGAGUGAGAUAUAUUGCUAAACUGAUGAUUUAGAAUUUAACCUUUUUUGGUGUUUUUUUGUAGGGGGGAUGAAUGUGAUGACGUUGCUGCAAAGCUUUCCAACAAACAUGUAAGCACAAGUAUUUCCACUCUCCAGUGCGACAGACGCACCUUGAGCGUGCGUUCACAAGUUCUUGCGUCUUUUCAUAUCUUUUGAAUUAUUUCCAUACUGCAGCUCCACAGCAGUGCUUUAAUGGUCUCAUUGUGUCUCUGAACUAACUUAAAAAAAACAUUUCUUUAUGGAGUUUCAAAAUGACUUUUUCUGACUCGAACAAUGAUAACGAUAAUGGAAAUUACUCCGGAGGCACCGGUAAUCUGUCUCUCGCGGAUCACCCUUUUGCCAACAUCAGCAACAACACCUCCAUGGAGCUGACAUUGGAUUCUCAGGCAAUAGGGAUAGGGGUGUUUCUGUCCGUUUUUAUAUUAUUCGCGAUCGUGGGGAACAUCUUGGUGAUACUUUCUGUGGUAUGCAACAAGCACUUGCAGACAGUCACCAACUACUUUAUCAUUAACCUCGCCAUAGCUGAUUUACUUUUAAGUACUAUUGUGCUGCCUUUCUCUGCCUCUUUAGAGGUGCUCGGAUGCUGGGUUUUUGGCAGGAUAUUCUGCAACAUCUGGGCUGCGGUGGAUGUGCUGUGCUGCACUGCAUCUAUUAUGAGCCUGUGCAUAAUCUCGAUAGACAGGUACAUCGGAGUGAAACAUUCCCUGAAAUACCCUACUAUAAUGACAGAAAAGAAAGCGGUGGUGAUCCUAAUAGUUGUCUGGGUCUCCUCUAUGGUUAUUUCAAUAGGACCGCUGUUAGGAUGGAAGGAACCGCCGCCGACAGACGAGAGCAUCUGUAGCAUCACCGAAGAGCCGGGCUAUGCCCUUUUCUCGUCGCUUUUCUCCUUCUAUCUCCCGCUCAUGGUCAUCCUGGUGAUGUAUUUUAGGGUCUACAUUGUAGCCAGGAGGACUACUAAGAACCUAGAAGCGGGGGUGAAAAAAGAAAGGAAUAAGUCAGUGGAAGUCGUCCUUAGGAUUCACUGCAGAAGUGUCCUGGAAGAAGCCGCCGCAAGCGCUAAAAGCAAAAGCCACCCUUUCCGAAGUUCCCUGUCCGUGCGCCUCCUGAAAUUCUCCAGAGAAAAGAAGGCGGCCAAAACUCUGGCCAUCGUUGUCGGGGUGUUCAUCCUUUGCUGGCUACCUUUCUUCUUAAUUUUACCUCUAGGCUCGUUUUUCCCUGCACUGAAACCUUCAAAAGUGGUCUUCAAAGUAAUCUUUUGGCUGGGGUAUUUCAACAGCUGUGUUAACCCAAUUAUUUACCCCUGCUCCAGCAAAGAGUUCAAGAGAGCCUUCAUAAGACUUCUGAAGUGCCAGUGUCACAGAAGGAGACGAUCUCUGUGGAGGUUCUAUGACCAGAGGUGGAGAACUUCCAUCAACAGCUCGGGACAUGGCUCUUAUGGAGACAUUAAGCCCAGGUUUUCUCUAAGAGAGUCAUUUUCAAUCAAUAACUCUUUUGUUUACAAUGGCAAGGGAAGAACUCUGGGUCUCCAAGGAUGGAAUUUUUUUCCCCCUUUACAGAACUCAUCUUUCCAGCUAAAGGAAAAAAUGAACAAUCUUUCAAACAAGAUCAAGAAUGUGCCAAAUAAGAGCUCUGUGUCCUCACUCAGUAAAGUGGAAAUAGAUUCCAUUUCCAUGGGAAUCUGCAAUGACUUUGCAGACCAAAAUGAUUAUCAAAUAUAUGAUCUUACAGACUGCUAUGGGCUGAAGGAGACUGAUAUAUAAAAUUUUAGAUUUACGACUGCUACUGAGACCUGUUAAAGAAAAAUGGGACCAUUCACUCAGUGUGUGAUGAGGAAAAACUUUCAAUACUUGGGUGAGGAAAAUAUUAUUCAUUGAUUGCUAAUACCCAUGCAUUAGUAAUAUACUGUAAUAUGGAUCCCUGAUAAUAUUGCCAUCUCUAAAUAGGCAUUGCAGUACAUGUUAGUAAAGGUUGAUGGUAAUCAAAUGUGUUCUUCUUUUACUGGAAAUUGUGAAACUAGGGAGUGUUAGGUAUUUGCUCUUGUUAAAGGUUUCUGGUGAAAAGAGUUACAUGUGACUACCAUCACAGACAUGAGACAACUUUCUUAUUCAUGUCAGAAGGACAUUUUUAAGGAUUGGACAGAUACAUGUAUUUGCAAAUAUAUUUGUGAUGCUGGGCAUAGAGUGAGUAAAAAAAAUGAGUAAUAUAGACUCUAAAACUGGUCACACACACUGUAUAUGUGAGGCACCGUUUCUUUUUAAAUGGUGGCCUUUCCUAUUCUGUGCCUGUUUAAUAAUUUAAUAUUAUUGUGUGAGAAAGAACUUCCUUCAGACAUCUUUAGAAAUGGCCAUUCAGAUCCAAGCACAAAUCAUCCCCUGGGAGAAAUUUGCAGCUUAUUGAAUUUAGUAUUAGUUUCAGGGAAAAAUGUCUCCCAGUAGUUAUUUUAUUGAAUGUGAGAUAUUUAUAGCUCACAGCAGCAUUUCAGUUAUAUGGAAUGCACAACAGAGACAAACUUCAUUAACUAUGAUGUGCAGAAAAUAUACAAUUGAAACAAAUUAUUAACAUGAACCUGGAAAUAUAUGAAGACCUGAAAAAUAAAUAUCUAUAUAUAUAGUAUUUUUUGUUUCCACUUACGAUAGUAUUCAUCCAUUUCACCAGCUUUGGAACCUGUCAAGUUAGAUUUGUAAAUACAUACCAUACAUUAUACGCUUUUGUACACAAAGGUCAGCAUUGUUAGCAUAAAUAUUGAAAUUAAUUGACUCUUUGAACACAUUUAACAAUACUUUACUAAAUAAGAUCUCUAUAUAGUACAUGUUAUUAAACAAAAUUAAGUGUCAUUUUAAUUUGUUUCAGUACCUGUAUUUUUAAUUUCCUGUACAGGAAAAAAAAACUUUAGAUACUAAAACUGGUCCUGAAAUGCAAUGAGUAUAAACUGCUCACAAGAUAAGAGGAGAGGACAUGUAUAUUCAUCUAUUUACUACUUGAUACCUUAUUCACAUUCAAAGAAAAAAAUUUGAUAAACGUUCAAAUAAAUUAGGAAAAGAAGAGAUUAACAAAUAUAUAAAGUCUCCAUCUCCAUUCAUUUCAUAUCAUUUUUUUUCCAAACUGUUAUAUUACUCUGUCACACCCUAGACAGUCACCAUAAAUUCAUCCUCUUGGUUCUCUUUCAUUUGACCUCUUUUCAAGUGUCCCCAGUAAAUCCAGUUAACCAGGCAGCCUCAUCCUGUAACACUAGACAAGUGCUUCAGUCUCCUGGGUCACAAUUUCUCAUCUCACAUAAUGUAAACACAUGGUGUUGCCUUGUGUAAGAAAAAUCCACAAAUUAUACUCACUGAAUGUAUGUUCUGUUAGUAAAAGUCUAGGUUCCUCACGUAAUACAUCUUUAUAUCUCAUAUAUUUUAUAAUAUAUUUAAUAAAAUGAUUUUCUUCACUUUUAUGGAAGUAGCUGUAUAAUAUGUACAUAUAGAACACGAAUUCCUCAUUCCAUAUACCAAGGUUUGAGCAGACUCCUAGUUGGAAGCAUUGUAAAAGGGACAUAUUCAAAUAUUAUGAACUAAAUAAGAUGGGUAGGUAACCUAUAGAUAUGUACAGUAUGUGUCAUCAUUAUCAUGUCUGUAGACAAACAGACAUAAGCUGUCUAUACCGUACAUACAGUAGUAUCUGUUCCUGCAUGUAAUACUGGCAAUAUAGGGACAACAUUUCAAAAAAGAUAUAUACAGUAUAGGAGGAUAGCCUCACAAUAUACUGUAAAUGACUUUUUCCAAACCAAAAGCCCCUUAUGGUAAACAAAAAAGUAUUAAAACAUUUCUUCAGAGUCUAUAUUCACCCACCGUAUUAAAUACAAAAUACCACUCAUUUGGUUGUCCCCACAACAGAUAGAAUAUUAACAAGUAGGAGGCUGAGAAUAAUGUGUACUUUUCUCUCUUGCACAUCAAAGACUCUCGGCUAUAUACUGUACCUCUCAGUCAGGGACAAUGAUCAAAUUGCCAUUAAAAAGGGAUGAUAAUGGAAACAGCAGCCCUUGUCAGUCAGCACAGCUACUUUGGUCAUACUGUAUGUCACAGAAAAGCCCUGACCUGCCUUACAUAAAAUGAAGUCUAUGUCUGCUCAAAGUCUCAGUCUAUGUUCCACUUCCAAAGGCCUGAUGACUAUGUUAUUUGGUGUCUUUAAAUGAUCCCAAAGUUAAUGUGAAAUGUGUCCCCUCGAUGUUGUAGUCCAACAGUUUGGCAGGCCUCCUUAUUGACCUGAAGGAAAUUAGGUGUUUUAAUUUUUUUUACUCAAAUGGUUUUUAAUCUGAACUUCACUACCAAACUGCCAAGUGCCAGCUGAGUAAAAGAAAAAAAAACAUCUGAUCUUUUCUUCUUUAUAUUCUUCAUAUACAUGUAUGCUGAUUUAAAAGACAGAAUGUCCUAUUUAAAGAUGGAGGCAAAUCUCAAAUAUGUGAGAUGAUGUAAGUGUGCUCAGUUGGAUUGGAACGUGCAAUCUUUAAAUCUCUAUGAGUGGUUCAUCAUAGUCUUGGGCAAAAAUGUUCAUUUAUCAUAUCAUUCUUUGGAGUAAAAAACAAAAAAUGAAUUGUGAAAUGCCUGCCUUUUCCAGUAGAUGUCACUAACAGGCUAAUAUAUUAUAAUUCCAAAGAAAGUUGAAAUGGAUUUUCAGAAUCUUUUUUUGGUAUUUUAAAACAGCUGCUUAUACUUGCUUUUACCAGGAAGCAAAGGAUUUUUAAUUUAAUUAGGGAUGAAAGUUUCCUUAAAGUCAUGCUCACUCUUUAAACUGGGGACUCACACACCUGCUGGUUUUCAUUCCUGCUGAGGUUUUUUUUACUUAAUUGCAUCCUUAACUGAAAAAACAAAUUGUUUGACUCUAACCUCUUGCAAGUUUAUUUUUUCUGCUCAACAUUUACUUAUGAAAUGCACGAGUUAAAAGGCAACCUGUAAUAUGUUUAGGGAGUGAAAAUCACUAAAUAUGUCAGAUUAUCACUAUUAUUAGGUUAGUUAAGGGUUCAUUUCCGUAACUUGAGAGCAGCAGGUAUGUGGGUUCCCAGGACCAGGACUGGAAAUCCCUGACCUACAGUACUGUCCACCAAACUGCAAAAAUGGGCUGAAAUACCUCCUCUCGUAUGUAUCCUUUUAUGCUCUUAGGUUCUGCUGCAGGUUUUUUCAUCUUGCGUCCUUCCCAGUCUCCUCCUUCGAUUCAACCAGCUUCCUAAUUUCUACACGGAUCUUGCUGAUGAUUGAUUAAAUAAUUAAAAAAAAAACGGUUGCAGCAAAACUGUGUAAUGGGGCAGAUCAGAGUGGUGGCAAGUCAGAAAGACCACUUCUAAGGUGUUGCAAUUCCAAAAUCUACCCCCAUCCAGUGAGAUACGUUAUGUGAAAGUCAACUACUGUGUGAUGAACUUCAAAAUAUCGUUCUGUAAAAUUAAAAAAAUAUAUUACUUAUAACAAGUAAUUCAAUGCCCUUUACUGUAUAAUAUUAGUCAACCACAUUAAAAUUGAGAUGCAAAGUAUACAGAAGUGUACAAAAAAGUCCUUUGUUUUCGCCAAUUUUGGCUGAGCUGUCCACUUCUGUCCUCUGUGGUUUCGUGCCUACAGCUUUGCGUGCAUUGAGUGUGGUAGGAAGCUUCCCUGGCCGUCAUGCGCUCCUUCAGAUGCACUUAUAAGACUUAAUCUAGAUUUAUAUCAGGUGGUUGGUCUGCCCAGUCUUCCUCUGGCUGCAAUGUGUGCUUAAUAUUACAGCAGGACUAACAUUUUCAGUAAACGGCUGAUUUAAAGAUAUCAUUUUGCACAGUGAUAUUACUGGGUGUGGUUCUCCACCUAGGUUAUUUUAAAAUCAGGCAAGAGAUCUACAGUCCUUGAGAAACUAAAACAACCUACCUGAGCCACCGCUGUGCUUAACAUUCUGAACAGUUCACUUUUUAUUCCAGGCCUGUCCUGUUCAGCUGCGUUUCAAACAAUUGAUAAUGCACACUUACAUUAAGUAUGCUAUUAACCCUAUUUUUUAUGCAGUAAAAAGAGGCAUCUAUCAUCUUGAUAUUAUCCAUUGCCACCCACCUUCUUCAUUGAUCACCAUGUUAUUCUCUUCUGAACUAAUGUUCCAGGGUCUGCUGGUAUUCUCUGUAGUUUCCAGGUUGUUAUCUUAGGGUGCUUGUGUUCUUUGCCUUCACUGGGUAAUUUGUUCAUUAAUGUUUAGAAAUUAUAUAAUGCCAUUUCUCCAUAAAAUCAUAGCUAUACAUGCUAAAUUGUCCUUUUCAGUAACUGAUUAAGAUAUAUUUUUGAAUAAACCGAUCACCCUUGCCCACUUUUUUGAAACUCUCGCCUUCUUUAAUUUUGAGGUGUUAAUCAUACUUUAUACUACUGCUCAUUUUCAAACUAAUUUGUGGUUCCAAAAAUCUUCACGACUUACAAUUUAACGGAAAGAUUAACUGCUACCGAUUACCUGAAAAUUGAUUGGAAAACUAGUGGUUUGUAGUUGUUAAUGCCAACUGAUUAAAAUGACCAUUGUUUGUAGUGGUAAAAAGUGUAAUUGCUAUGUAAUUGUGUAUAUGUGUUUGUCCAUGUGUAAAAACGAUUAUUUUGUUAUAUUGUUGUAUUUGCUUUUAUAAUACAGUACAUGCAAAAGUUAGCAAUAUAAUGUUUAUUGUUAGCCAUCGAUGUCAAAGCAACAUGUACCCAAUAUAUUGUACAGGUGAGAGUGGGGAGCUACAGAGGAACAAGCAGAGGUUAAUUCCACACUGAAAAGUAAAAAGAAAGGAAUACAAUCAAAUGUGUCUGUUUUGAGCCUAAAGAAAGCUUCAUAAAUCUUUUUACUUUUCUGUGUACUUAAUCUUAAAUUAUUGUAUAGGCGUCCAACAUGUUAGCGAUAGAUUUACAAAUAUAGUCCAUGCAAAUAGUUUGCAGAGGCCAAGCAAAUAUCAAAAGCGAGUCGUUAUUGGCACAGUUGCUUGGCAUAACCAUGUUUUUAAUGCAGUGUCCCAGGAGUACACACUACAAUGUUGCUUGUUUUUUCUAACUGACCAUUUCCUUACCUCUGUAUUAGAAGGCCAAGUGCUUGGCUAAAUUAUUUUAUUUGGGCUGGGGUUGGGUAAACUGUACAGCUGAACAUAAAUACUAUUUGGGAAGCAGUACAAUACUGGUUGGGAGAUAACAAGUUCACAGUUUAGUUGUGUGAUGAUUCUAACUGAAAGACAACAAACAGACAGGUUUUAAGAGCUAAUCCAGAAUGCAGAAGCUUCCGAACAGGAUAUACAGUAACAUGUCAAACCCCAAAGAAUAUAUGCCUCAAUCAUUACAUGCCUUGAUUUCAACAUGAUUGACUGACUCUGGAUUCAGCCUAAGGUACUGUUGAAGAAAAGGCAAGUGUAUAGUAUUGCAGGAGACCAACCCUUAAUCUUAAUUAACCUUUAUCACCUAUCAUUUGCAUGUAAUGUAAGAAAAUGAUAUUGAACUCUAGAGCAGAAGAAAUCAUAAUAAAUUUUAAAGUGAGUAUACUGUACAAUUGUGAAAGAGUAAAACAAGAACCAAAAAUACACUAGGCCAUUCUGUCUUUAAUUAGGGUCCAUACAUGUCUGAACUUAAGGCAACUAAACCAAAGUACUAUCCCUUUCAUGACAGUCUUUUGCUUUGAAUAUUUUUUGUUGUAUUAUUUAAAGUUACUAAAAUGUGUUUAAUAUUUAGAAUUGAAAACAUUGUCCAUUUUAUAGGUUGACUUAAGAGUUAGCUGUCCUCAAAAGUACAACUAUGUAUUUAUUGAUGUAUACUGUAACAUAUUUGAAUUGUCCCUUGCUUUGAAGUGUCUGAUUCAUAUUAUGUGCUUAAAAACAAAGAAUAAUUGCAUAGUCAUGGUACGCACACACAGUUUUAUUGUAAAGCUGAUGUAUCCAAUUUAUUUUGAAAAUUAAAAAAAAUGAAUUA
Messenger RNA from Lepisosteus oculatus (spotted gar), 8104 nucleotides. It is a transcript of the gene adra1d, whose product is annotated as adrenoceptor alpha 1D. NCBI's taxonomy places the organism in Eukaryota, Metazoa, Chordata, Actinopteri, Semionotiformes, Lepisosteidae. Gene Ontology annotation, cellular component: plasma membrane. Gene Ontology annotation, molecular function: alpha1-adrenergic receptor activity. Gene Ontology annotation, biological process: positive regulation of vasoconstriction; positive regulation of cytosolic calcium ion concentration; phospholipase C-activating G protein-coupled receptor signaling pathway. The record is from RefSeq and is a predicted model, not a curated record.